Molecule: messenger RNA, 2050 nt
Organism: Theobroma umbraticum
Lineage: Eukaryota; Viridiplantae; Streptophyta; Magnoliopsida; Malvales; Malvaceae
Product: Rhomboid-related intramembrane serine protease family protein
Cellular component (GO): membrane
Molecular function (GO): serine-type endopeptidase activity
Source: RefSeq, a predicted model, not a curated record
UCGAAACUGUGUGUUGUUGUUCUUAUUUCAUGUUCCAGAAGUUGAAACUAAGAUCAAAAUGCUAUGUUGGGUUCGUUUUAAAUUAAGAAUCUCAAUAUUUAAUAUUUAUUUUUCAAGUGUUUGAUUUCUCUGAAUGUCGAAAAGAUUAUAGGUAUGCUGUGAUUGAUCCUGAUGCUUUCAUUGAUUCGAUGUCAAAGCUUCAUAGUCUCUUGAAUUUUCAUGUCUUUGAACUUUGGCCGUUUUGGACUGAUUACUGCUAAGAGUGUACAGAUGGUUCCAAUGGGCUAGCAUGUACGUAAUUGUUCAGACCAUUAGGCAGAGACUCGAGUAAUUUGCUGCUUAAAUUGGCUGAGUAGCUUUACUACUGUAGCUAGAGGCCAGAAUUCCCAUGGUGCGGUUGAUCAUAUUACAGCAGGAAUGAGCCCAUAAAUGUCAGCAUGGCUGUGGUUCCAUCAUGUUAUAAAAUGCCAUAUAAAGAUCAAAAUUUUCUAAUUCCUAAGGUAGAAAGACUGACUGAGAAAGGCUACAUAUGUGGCUGCACUGCUCCUUUAGAGGGUUCUGCAUGUUUCUCUUCUAGUUGUGACAACAGAUGCAGGGGGUGGCAUCCCUUGCAUAUUUCUUCCGGUACCUUAACGAAAGCUGACACUGGAAACAGAGACAGAGGUUUUAACAGACUGCAAUGGCGUCUUUGGACCUUGACUGGUGUGCAUAACACAAAAUUUCAUCUAAGAACCUUAUCCAGGAAAGCAUCGCCAAAGGAAAAUUCAGGGCCUGGUCCUAAUGAAUCACAGCUGAGAUUAUUGGAAUCUUAUUUUGGAAAACGUCAAGAAGAUGCGAAGAAGACUUCUUCAGUUUCUUCGAGCAAGACAGUGGAGUUGCUCGAUAAUAGUGGUGAAAGUAACACAAAGAUGAGGUUGAGCUCUCUAGAUGCUUAUCUUAGCAAACUUGAUGAAGAUUCAAAUUCUAGAAACAAUGUAUCAUCAUCCAUUGCCAGUGGCCGAAACCCUGAAAGCAACCCAAUAGCAACUCCAUUUUCUGUCAGUGAAGAUGCUAAGAUAGACGAGGAAGCAAAACUGAGAAGUGAUGUAGGCUUCAGAGUAAGGGAUGUUGGUAGUGGCUCUAAGAGAUCUGAAGCUUUGCAGCAGUAUGAUGAAGCUUCUGAUCUCUACUUAAUAAGUAUAUUGGCUUCCAUAAACAUCGCUGUCUUUCUGUUUGAAAUUGCCACUCCAGUUAGAAACUCUGACUUGGAGCUCUUUUCCCUCCCUUCAUUAUAUGGAGCGAAAAUAAACGAUCUGAUCCUUGUUGGACAAUGGUGGAGGCUAGUGACACCAAUGUUUCUGCAUUCUGGAAUUCUUCAUGUAGCUCUUGGUUGUUGGGCACUUCUUUCUUUCGGGCCUCAAGUUUGCAGACGUUAUGGAUCCUUUACAUUCGUCUUGAUAUACUUGCUUGGUGGAGUCUCUGGAAACUUGAUAAGCUUUCUCCAUACACCAGAACCAACCGUUGGUGGGACGGGACCAGUCUUUGCUGUGAUUGGUGCCUGGCUGAUUUAUCAAAUACAAAACAAAGAUGUAACUGCAAAGGACAUUUCAGAGAGGAUGUUCCAAAAGGCAAUCCUUGUGACUGCUCUCAGCUGCAUAUUAAGUAAUUUUGGUCCUAUUGAUGACUGGACUCAUUUCGGAGCAGCUUUCACUGGUAUAGCAUAUGGAUAUUUCACAUGCCCUACGCUUCAGUUGGACGAUGCAUCUUCGAGAGCCGGUCAAGAGGAACAAAUCACACUUGUUGGACGAAAUGCUGAUGCUUGCAAAUCACUCAUUGUGUUUACUGUUUUCAUUCUGGUUUUCAGCUCUCUACUUUUCCUUAUGCAACCCCCUCUCAGCACAUUGCCAGUAGAUGACUUCGUGUAGAACCGGGAAAACAAGAAAUGAAACGAAAUCUAUAGCCUAUUUUAUUUGCAAUUAUCAUGUAGGGUGAAGGAACUCACUUUGAGAGAGACCUUUGCAAUAUUGUACAGAUGGAAUAAGGUCUCAAUAUGAUAUCACAUUUUCUCUUA